AUGCUAGGGAUCGAAGGACUCGUCGACGCAUCGUUCGAAGGCGACCGGCGCUGGGCCCGAGCAGCGAACUGGACGGGCUAUGCGCCCUGGCUGGUUCUCAUGAUGGCCAUUCUGAGUAUGAUUGAGAUCGCUUUGGGAGCAGUGUGGAUUUCGUCGAUGACGAGAGAACUCAAUUUUGCUCAAGUCAUCCAGCCUCUGAUCGUACCGGGACUGUGCUUCUUCAACACCAUCCCCUCGCUACACCUCCACGUACUGGCACGCGCCAACCCGCCCCGGCUGGCCCUAUGGUUCUCGGCAACGCUGUCCGUUGUGCUCUUCGCCAGCGCGCUCAUCUUCUUCGGCGCAUGUGUCGACAACAGCGACCCCCGUGGCGGAGGCCCACUCCAACGCAACGAGUGUCCUGCCGGCACGGGUGGGCGGGCUGAUAUCUGGGAUGCCAUGGUGGCGCUGCAGCUGGUUAGUGCGCUCAUGUAUGCGGCCGUGGCUGCGAUGGCGUGGAAAGUCAAUAGGGUUCUUGAGGCUAGAGAUGAGAGAAUCGCUGCUGGCGUCGAGCUUGUUAGCCAGGAGGAGAAGGAGAGGAGGGAGAGCGAGGCGAGGGAACGAUGGAGGUAUCUCUCUGCUGGUUGA
Molecule: messenger RNA, 627 nt
Organism: Capronia coronata CBS 617.96
Lineage: Eukaryota; Fungi; Ascomycota; Eurotiomycetes; Chaetothyriales; Herpotrichiellaceae
Exons: 2
Coding region: 1-627 (208 amino acids)
Source: RefSeq, a predicted model, not a curated record